Messenger RNA from Poeciliopsis prolifica (blackstripe livebearer), 4875 nucleotides. It is a transcript of the gene cyth2, whose product is annotated as cytohesin 2. The record is from RefSeq and is a predicted model, not a curated record. Gene Ontology annotation, molecular function: guanyl-nucleotide exchange factor activity. Bases 325 to 1575 code for a protein of 416 amino acids. NCBI's taxonomy places the organism in Eukaryota, Metazoa, Chordata, Actinopteri, Cyprinodontiformes, Poeciliidae. Gene Ontology annotation, biological process: regulation of ARF protein signal transduction. The transcript has 12 exons.
UUUCUUUCACUAAACUAUGAAAAUAAAUAAUGUAGCUGUUAAUGGUUCAUUAUUUGUUUAAAUGUAAUGUUAUUUCCAAACCAGCAGUAAUGCGGAAUAUCUGCCUCCACCCUUUCCAAAUAUAAAAAGAUAAACUCUGGUUUUAUUUUGAAAAUGAACUGACCGGAAGUAGACUGGUGUACACUCAGACGCCUCUUCCCGUGUCGCCACCUUCUUUGUCUACGGCCCAACAUUUCGACACCGGUGGAGGGGGGGUUGUCUGUUUUUUUUGUCUCUAGUUUUGAGGAUAUAUUUCCCAAUAUAUCCCCAAUUUUCUGACAUUUAAUGACAGUCGACUCUGAGCUAUUUAUGCCUAAAAAUAAAGCACCAAAAAUGGAUGACCUGGACUACAUCCCGGUAGACCUGAGCCCAGAGGAGCGCUCUGAGCUGGAGGACAUCCGCAGGAGGAAGGGUGUCCUUUUGCAGGAGAUCCAGAGGCUCAGGGAGGAAUUACGAGAGGCAAUUUUAGAAGUAGAGGGACUGGAGACCAGUACAGAGGGCAGCAAAACGCUACAGAAAAGUAGACAUGUGGCUAUGGGACGCAAGAAAUUCAAUAUGGACCCAAAAAAGGGGAUUUUGUUUCUGGUGGAAAACGAGCUGCUCAGGCACACAGCAGAGGACAUCGCACAGUUCUUGUACAAGGGAGAAGGCCUCAACAAGACCGCUAUUGGGGAUUACCUGGGAGAAAGAGACGACUUCAACAUCAAAGUGCUUCAAGCUUUUGUUGACCUCCAUGAGUUCACCGACCUCAACCUUGUGCAGGCCCUGAGACAAUUCCUGUGGAGUUUCCGUUUGCCCGGCGAAGCGCAGAAGAUUGACAGAAUGAUGGAGGCCUUUGCUCAGAGAUACUGCCACUGCAACCCUGGUGUCUUCCAAAGCACAGACACGUGUUACGUGCUUUCAUUUGCCAUAAUUAUGCUGAACACGAGCCUCCAUAACCCCAAUGUGAGAGACAAACCCGGACUGGACCGUUUCAUCUCAAUGAACCGCGGGAUCAACGACGGGGGAGACUUGCCGGAGGAGCUGCUCAGAAAUCUGUAUGAAAGCAUUAAAAAUGAACCGUUCAAGAUCCCGGAGGACGAUGGUAACGACCUGACGCACACAUUCUUCAACCCAGACAGAGAGGGCUGGCUGCUUAAGCUUGGAGGAAGAGUGAAAACUUGGAAACGCCGAUGGUUCAUCCUCACAGACAACUGUCUUUAUUACUUUGAAUACACCACAGAUAAGGAACCACGAGGAAUUAUUCCCUUGGAAAAUCUUAGCAUCCGUGAAGUAGAAGACCCAAGAAAGCCUAAUUGCUUUGAGCUGUACAUCCCCAACAACCGCGGGCAGCUCAUCAAGGCGUGUAAGACGGAGGCUGAUGGGAGGGUGGUGGAAGGAAACCACAUGGUGUACCGUAUCUCUGCACCCACACCGGAGGAGAAGGACGAGUGGAUCCACAGCAUCAAAUCUGCGGUCAGUGUGGAUCCGUUCUAUGAAAUGCUUGCUGCCAGGAAGAAACGGAUAUCACUGAAGAAGAAAGAGGAGCAGCCCUAGGUUACAUCUUUGUUCCUCUUCCUCUCACAUCAUCUCUGCUGCUCGCUCCUCUCUUUAACCUUUCUUCCUCCUCCUCAUUCUUCCUGAAAAUGCUUCCUCUUCCACUUGCAAGGAGCCCUUGCUGUCCCGACCACCAGACUCUGCAACCGGAGCGAAUGGCUUACCUGCUGAGGCUGCCGUUCACAGUACUGCUGUUGCACUCAACUUAAUACAAUAAUCCCAGAGCACAAACAAAUGUUUGCCAUCUUCUCACCAUCACUCCCACUUAAACAGGCUGGAAAGAAUCUAUAAGACUGUAUUCACACUAGAAAGUAUCUAUUUUUUUUUUUUUUUUUUUUUUUUUUUUUUUUGCACACUGGAUUGGUCUGUUGGCAUUUUAUCCACAUCAAAACACUAAUGUAAUUGUUUUGUUUUUUCAGAUUGCUCUAAUUUUUGGGAACGAUGUCCAGCAGUUUAAAAGGUUUACCAUCUGGGCUGAGAAUUGCUGUGAGUCAAGAGUCAAAAUUCAAGAUUUUUCCACCUUGGUGUGAAUACAGUUUUAUUCAGGGUUGCAAGAAGCUGCAAUUUCAUGAAGUCCUAUUUUGUUAUCAUCAGUGCCGCCUUAAUAAGAUAUUCCCGUUGUUGAUUGUGCAUAGCCAAGACAAAAUGUGAAGUACUGACAAUAGGUUUUUAUUCUGAUAGAGCUGUGAAUUUGCAAACUAAUUUAAUACUACAAAUGGCAUAAAAUUCACAUCCAACGUAAAUACUGAAUUAUAGCAAGGAAAAUGUUAUUAAUGUAUAUUUUCACCGGAUUUCAAAGUGGAAACACAGCGAACAGUAUGAACUUUAGCAUGUUUCUUAACAUGUUUGAGCAAUAGCAGAGUAGAGCAUUGUUGGCUGCAGGCUUGUUAAAUCUUUAUUUGUACAGAGCAGCUCUCAUCGUGUCUUUUUAGAAUUAACAUAACGGCAUGAAACACAAGUUUUCUUUUUUGUGCAGCACUACAACUCAACAUCAACUCUGUCCACCAACAUGGGUUUUGUGAAGUCACAAAGGCAGCUCUUUUCGUUGUACACUUUUUGUAAAUAGACGUUAGCAUAUUUGUUUACAAAACACAUAGAUUUGAUUUAAUUUAUUCUUUAUCUUUUGUUAAAAUCAGAUUUUUUUUUGUACGAGCUACUGUUUUACUGCAUGUCGAUGAACGGAUGGAUCAGUCGUAGGUACUGAUGCAUGGUUGACCAAGUUAGUGCACUGAUUUGGAAAGUGUUUGUUUCCUGGUGACAUGGAAAGAUAGCAUUUAAUACUGAAGUUGGUUUGUGCAUCAAGUGAGUGAUCCUGCUUAUCUUUAGAAAAUGAGAUGAUAUGUUUGACAUUUUUUGUUUGUUUGUUUGUCUUUCUUCUUGUGGCAUUCAAACUCUGUAAAGCACAAACAGAGUUUGAUUCUCACACUCUGCUUCUCAGUGUCGAACUUAAAGGGCAUAUGUCAUCAUUUUGAUAAAAUUCUCUGUUUCAAAUAUGUUCAGCUAAUUUACAUUUUAAGACUGAAAUUCAGAAAUGCAAUCCUCCCCCCCCAAAAAAAAAAACAAACAUACAAAUUAUAUUUUGGGACCUAAACCCAUUCAUUAAGAUAUAAGUAGCGAUAGCAAAGUCUUCCACUUGAAUUUGAAUUCAUAAAGGGAAUAUUUAUUUCUGGUGAUUUAUCUUCAGAGGUUGAGGAGUAAUCUUAAGUGUUGUAACCUGAAAACCAAACAAACCGGCACUCUACAGAGAGAUUUAAAAGUGCAUGUGAUGAGUCCAUUCUGAGUAAUUCACCAUCCUGAGCACUUGUGGCAAAAACUGUAAAAGAUAAUUUGACCAUUCAGAUUGAUGCUUGAAUAUUGUAACUCAGAUGUGUACAGGCACAUUACACCCAACAAAAUAACUAAGUUUUAUUGGCACCAUCUCCACAUUUCCAAUUAUCUUCCAUUUAUGUUCCAAUGCAUUAGAUUUGGCUAAGAAAUGUCAAAAUAACUGCCAGAGAAAACUGGUUAUUUUUGCUAACCAUCCAGAUGUGUUGUUUCGAGGGAGGAAAUAAUGAUUUAACUCUGUGGAUAUCAACAGAUGUUUUGCAGCAAAAAAAGACACAUGACAAAUCUUAAUUAGACACUUAAAAAGACACAUGACACAUGUUAAUCUUUAUGCUCACAAAUAGACACAGUCUCCCCACAGUCUUCCUCCAUGUUGUGGUUGUUCCUUCCCUUAAAGCCAAGUUGAUAUUAGAUUUUUUUUUUUUUCACAGAGUUCAGCCAUAUUUUCUACACAUUUUUUAUUACUCCCUCCAACAUAACAUAUUGCUCGGAAGGCAAUAAGAAUAGUCCCUUUAAAAAGUUUACCUUUAAUAAAACUUUUCAUAAUUUGUGCCCAACAAUAGUUCAUUUGACAUGACAGAUCUUAUCAACAUGUUAUCAAUAAUCUUUUGAGAAAUUCUGCAAAGAAUUUGCUCUUUAAGAGUACCUUUGCUCUUAAAAUAUGCUACUUUGCUAUAAAAUCAAUGGAUUUGUUGAAAAUACAUUAGUGUACGUAAAAAAAUAUGACAUAUGCCCUCUAAAGUCUGGGGAAGCUGUUUGAGCUGAAGUUUCAAUGUUAUAUUUGAAAUAAAAAGACAGCUAAAUGAUAAACACUAAUAAUAAACCAUUGAUUGAAAACACUCGUAUUAAAAGUUUAGAUUUGUCUCCAGUCAUGGAUUUGAACCUACUUUAGUGUAUUUGUAUUUUUGAUGCAGCACUUUAUCGAGUUUAGCAUUUUGAAGAAAAAAUUGCUGUUACUGACCAACACUAAUUCAAUAUGGCGCCCUCUGCUGGUAAUCGCACACACUGCAAUAUGCUGAGAAAUGAAUGAACAACCAGCAGAAAGUUUCUCACCAACUGGUUUGAUGGAGAUUUAUCAAAAAAAAAAUGUAUUUCCACUUUGUUUGAACAUCAUCAGCUGACAGAUGUGUUGAAAUGAAGCCAUAAGUCCCAAUUUUCUGGCUUCAUUUUAAUUUUUAUGUACAUCACCGGGACUGUCCGUCCUUAUAAUUUUUAAUGUUCAAAUUUGCCAAAAAAUGGAAACUUUUUGGGUGAAAACAAAAAUGAAUACUGUUAACGACCUUGGUGAAAGAGAAGUUUCUCUCUGCAGACACACUACGUUCAGAAAAUGUUCAUUUUGUAUUUAUUUAUUUUUGUUUACUUGGAGGUAAAGAUGGAUGAAUCAUCUGUACAUGUAGCAAAAGGAAAACCACAAUACAUUGGUGCCAGUAAAAUACUGUGUAACAAUAAAAAAGUAAGUAAAAGCAAACAAAACAA